AUGAGUGUCUCUCCAUAUGACAUCAGCGGGAUGAGGGCAUCGUGGUCCGAGAUGUCCAACUUCACGGAAGGGUGGUACGAGAGCCUGCAGAGCUGGCGCAUGGAGCUCUUGCUGAUCCCGGCCGUGAUCUUCACCGCCCUGGCCCUGGUGGCUGACCCCUUGUUGUUAGCCUGCGUCCUGCUCUCCAGGGCCCUACGACAGGAGACCCGCUACCUGCUGCUGGCUAACAUCCUACUGAGUGAUACGGUCUUCCUCAUCAUCAACCUGGCCAACCUGGCCUGCAACUCGCUGGGCGUGUGGAUGUCGCGACCCCUGUGCGAGCUUGUCACGGCCGCCUCCGUCACGGCCUACUGCAGCAGCAUCCUCACCAUCACCCUCAUGGUGGCCGACACCUACGUGGCCGUCCGCUGGCCCCUGCACUACCGCGACCGGCUGCCCCCCUCCAGGACCCACAAGAUCCUGGUGGCGGUGUGGCUGGUGGCGGCCUCGUACCCGGUCUCCCUGAUGAUCCUCAUGGAGGUGCUGGAGGAGAGCGCCCCCUGGAGGCAGACCGUGUGCCUGGUGCUCUUCUCCUUGAACUCCCGGGGGAAGGACAUGAUGGUGGGUGUGAACCUGUACUUCUUCAUCUGCGCGGUGCUCUGUAGCAGCCUCAUCAUGUACUGCUACACCCGGCUGUUCGCCAUCACCAGGACCUCCGGGAUCUGGCAGAGCCGCUACUCCCGGGCCAGGGUGACCCUGCUGGCGCACGCCGUGAUGAUGCUCCUGUACUUCGGUCCCGGCAUGGUCUUCACCGCGGAGCUGGUCCUGUUCCACCGAAGCGGCGUGAGCCAGGACGUGAGCGUGUGGCUCAGCACGGUCAACAUGAGCGUGCUCAUGCUGCUGCCUCGGGCGUGCGCGCCCUUCCUCUACGGCCUGCGGUACCGCGAGAUCCACCACACGCUUCUGGUGCUCUUCCGCCGGCGGAGGCUUAGCCAGGUCGCGGUGGUGUAG
Messenger RNA from Conger conger (European conger), 990 nucleotides. RefSeq names its product probable G-protein coupled receptor 148. Bases 1 to 990 code for a protein of 329 amino acids. Gene Ontology annotation, biological process: G protein-coupled receptor signaling pathway. Lineage: Eukaryota; Metazoa; Chordata; Actinopteri; Anguilliformes; Congridae. Gene Ontology annotation, cellular component: membrane. The record is from RefSeq and is a predicted model, not a curated record. Gene Ontology annotation, molecular function: G protein-coupled receptor activity. The transcript has a single exon.